AUGGCUUCACAUAUGAGCAACGGCACAAAGCAGGAUUUGAUAUCGUCGUACUAUGCCCAAGCAAAACAAAUCUUCCUCGUUCCGCUCACCUUUCCUGAUCUCACACAAACAGGCAGCAACCUCGAAAGGAUCAGCUACGGAGGUGAUGUGUGGGAGCUUCGGGUUGACCUGCUGAGGCUCAACGAGGGGACUAAAGUACCCUCCAAAGACCAUGUGCUCUCGCAACUGGACUGGUUGAGACAACGCUCGAACCUCCCUAUCAUCUUCACCGUACGGACAGUCUCACAAGGAGGCAAAUUUCCGGAUUAUGCAGCACCUGAAGCCCUUGAACUGAUGUUACUCGCCGCCCAACACGGGUGCGAGUAUAUCGACGUGGAGUUUGCUUGGCCCGAAUCCCUGAAGCAAGAAAUUGUCAAGCACAAGGGGACCAGUAAACUUAUCGCCUCGGUCCAUGACUGGACUGGAGACAUCAGGUGGUCAGAUUCCUUGUUUGAGCACUACAUAGAACAGAACACUUACGGAGAUAUCCUGAAGCUCAGCUUUCAGGCUACUGACAUUGCAGACUGCCACGAACUGGCACUACUGCAACGGAAAUAUAAGACGCAUUCGGGCAAACCCAUUAUUUCAGUGGCUAUGGGUUCGGCAGGCCAGCUGUCCCGCAUCAUCAGCCCCGUCUCUUUUGUCACCCAUCCUCUUUUACCAGCCCCGUCGGCACCGGGUCAGAUAUCCUUGGCCCAGGUCAACUACGCUAAGCAUCUCAUGGGUCAACUCCCAAAACGCAAUUUUUUCAUCUUUGGGAAUAACAUUUCUCAUUCGCUAAGUCCCACCAUUCACAAUACUGCUUUUGCCGAGCUAGGUUUGCCGCAUCAUUAUUCGAUACACCAAACACCUCAGAUCGACGAUACUGUGCGUGAUCUAGUGCAAAAGCCCCAAUUUGGCGGCGCGUCGGUCACAUUCCCUCAUAAACUGAACAUCCAACCGCUUCUGGACUCCGUGUCAGAGGCUAGCACCAGAAUUGGAGCGGUGAACACAGUCAUUGUUGAGGAGACCAAGUCAGGCCGGACUCUCCGCGGUGACAACACCGACUGGGUUGGUAUCUUGAGGUGCAUCCAGGGCAGCGGGUUGAGCAAACUUGACACUGGUCUCGUUAUCGGGGCUGGUGGCGCAGCACGCGCAGCUGUGUACGCAUACAGGCAGAUGGGCGUUCCACACAUAGGUCUGGUGAAUCGAAGCAGGAACACCGCGGAACGUCUGAUAGCCGACUUCUCUCCUCUGCAAGUUGACAUAUACGGGUCUCUGGCUGAAGCGCCGACCGCAGACGUGAUUGUCAGUUGCAUUCCCGCCGACGACGUGACCGAAGCCGACAUCCCAGAGCACAUCUUCGCGACGGGCGCCGGGGUAGUGAUUGAAAUGGCUUAUCGCCCGCCAGUUACUGCUCUCAUGCGGGUUGCAUCACGCCAAACUGGCUGGAAGGUGGAAGAUGGCGUUGCUGUGUUGAAAGAGCAAGCAUAUUGCCAAUUCGAAAUGUGGACGGGCAGGCGUGCUCCCGUUUUAGCGAUCCGGGAAGCUUUAGAUACAAGGAAUGCGGCCAAGUCGUAA
Exophiala oligosperma is the source of this 1599-nucleotide messenger RNA. RefSeq names its product shikimate-5-dehydrogenase. The record is from RefSeq and is a predicted model, not a curated record. Gene Ontology annotation, cellular component: cytoplasm. Gene Ontology annotation, biological process: shikimate metabolic process; chorismate biosynthetic process. NCBI's taxonomy places the organism in Eukaryota, Fungi, Ascomycota, Eurotiomycetes, Chaetothyriales, Herpotrichiellaceae. Bases 1 to 1599 code for a protein of 532 amino acids. Gene Ontology annotation, molecular function: 3-dehydroquinate dehydratase activity; shikimate 3-dehydrogenase (NADP+) activity. The transcript has 2 exons.